AGAGGGAAGAGGAGGAUGAGGAUGAGGACGAGAAGGCGAAGCAGCACGCCGUGUCGCGUGUCUCCAUGUGGAUGCAGCGCGGCGGAUGCCCGCACCUGGUCGAGUCCACGGCGCUGCUCGUCGCCGCCGUCCUGGGCGACGCCCGCGAGGCCAGGGCCAGGGCCGCGGCGUCGUCGUACGCUGUGCGCGCCGCGUAUGCGGCCGCUUUUAGUCGCUUCGUGACGGGCCUCCUGGACAGCCAGCAGGACAAGCAGCGCAAGAUGAGCAUGUACUCGAUCGCCAAGACGAUCGGGCUGCCGGCGACCUUCGUCGAGCUGCGCCACCAGGCUACCCACGAGCAACUGCCUUCUCUGUCGAAGCUCCGGACCGCGGCCAAGAAGGCGCUGGCUUGGAUCUGGGACUACUACUGGAAGAACCUGCCGGACGAGGAUGGCGGUAGUGGUGGUGGUGGUAGCCGUGGUAGUAGUAGCGCUAACCAAGAUAAGUCGAACGCUUGCCGGAGUCUGUUGCUGAAGUACUUGGGGGAAGGGGAGGACGGUGACUCGGCGGCGCAGACUAAGAAGCAGUUGAGGCGGUGGGACGACACGGUCUUACUGCGGAACCUAGCGGAGAUCGGGGAUGCUUCCGAGGACCCGAAGAUCAUCGCCCGGUGCCUGCGGCUAUCGCAAGACAUUCUCGACGGGGACUUUUCGUCUUCGCCGUCGGUUCCAAAGAGAGCCGCCGCGGGAAACAUGUCUGCGACGACGACGGCGGCGGCGAAGAGGAAGUUGGAUGAUGUCAAGGCUGACAUGCGGGCUUUGGAUGAGGAGCUCGAGGCUGCGGGGAGUGUAGAAGGCACGUCCCAUAAGGACGUCGAAAUACCGACGCAGAAGAAACAGUCGAGUCAGGUAAGGGAGUGGUGGAGGUACGAAGGGCCGUGGAAACCGAAGCCGAUUGGGGUUGUGUAGAUAAAAUAUCUCAAUCUAAGCUACUUGAUGAUUAUCUACCUAGGUAU
Messenger RNA from Daldinia caldariorum, 994 nucleotides. RefSeq names its product Las1-domain-containing protein. The coding region runs from base 66 to 947 and encodes 293 amino acids. Gene Ontology annotation, molecular function: endonuclease activity. The transcript is spliced from 2 exons. Lineage: Eukaryota; Fungi; Ascomycota; Sordariomycetes; Xylariales; Hypoxylaceae. Gene Ontology annotation, biological process: maturation of LSU-rRNA; maturation of 5.8S rRNA. The record is from RefSeq and is a predicted model, not a curated record. Gene Ontology annotation, cellular component: Las1 complex; preribosome, large subunit precursor.